GUGGCCGGUGCGACGCGGGGCGCGUGGGGUCACGGGCUCCGCGGUCGCGCACUCACGCCACGCCUGACGCGGGAAGCCGGCCGGAACCAUCCAACGCGCAGCGGCCGCCGCGUCGUCGUCGUCGCCGCCGCCGCCGCCGCCGGCGUGACGCCUCGCCUACAGAAACAAACACGAGCUGCCUAAUUUUCCACUCCCGCGGAACAGCGCGACCCGGGAGGCGAAUCAGAUCAACCCCCCCCCCCCCCCCUCCGCGCACCGACCGUCCGGGAUCGCGAGGUGGGUUUGGAACCCCCGCGGUUGCGGGCCGAGUUAGGUUGUCUUGGUCCCGUCCUCGCGCCGGCUCCCCUUGCCGGCCAAAUCCCCAGCGGCUCCGCUCCUUCCCCAGGCAGCAUUUUGUUUCCUUGACGUGCAAGCUUUGUUGAUUGGAGUUCGCAAUGGGAGGCUGUGCGGGGAAGGCACGUCGGGAAGACGAUGAUAAGCUUGAUUUCAAAGGUGGAAAUGUGCAUAUCAUAACAACCAAAGAGGGCUGGGAUCAGAAGAUUGCAGAAGCAAACAGAGAUGGGAAAACCGUUGUGGCAAAUUUCAGCGCUUCCUGGUGCGGACCAUGCCGUGUCAUUGCUCCUGUCUAUGCUGAGAUGUCAAAGACUUAUCCUCAACUCAUGUUCUUGACAAUAGAUGUUGAUGACCUGAUGGAUUUCAGCUCCUCAUGGGAUAUCCGUGCGACCCCGACGUUCUUCUUUCUCAAGAACGGGCAGCAGAUCGACAAGCUGGUCGGCGCUAACAAACCUGAGCUCGAGAAGAAAGUGCUAGCAGCCGCUGGCGGCAGUUCGAGCAAGUGACAGGGAACUGGACAAGCUUGGGCUAUCUACUGCUCGUCUCUCAUUAUUCGAUAGUUUCCCAAUGUAUAGUUUCCUGUGUCUGUGUGCAAGUCUGUGUUGUCAGAGAUGAUGCUUUACAGUUUUGCCCUUAUGCCUGGUUUCGCACAUACUCAAGCUGUCAAGUUAUGUGAACCUGUGCUUGCCAAAAGACGAGAUAAAGAGAGAGAGAAAAAAAAACCCAGUAAUGUGAAGCAGCUCUUUUGACUGAGUUUUGCAACAUAAUAUUGGUGGAUGGUAAUGUGCUUGGUUGGGGAAAAUGUUGUGCUGAUUGGGUCGUUUCAUGUUGACUAGUGAUUAUUGUUGCAAAUGUAUGAGUUGCUUUCUCA
Panicum virgatum (switchgrass) is the source of this 1204-nucleotide messenger RNA. RefSeq names its product thioredoxin H4-2-like. Bases 435 to 839 code for a protein of 134 amino acids. Lineage: Eukaryota; Viridiplantae; Streptophyta; Magnoliopsida; Poales; Poaceae. The record is from RefSeq and is a predicted model, not a curated record. The transcript is spliced from 6 exons.